CACAUCAUUCUGACAAUUUAUCAAAACAAAUAAAGAACAUGUGUUUUAGUUAGUUUAUCAAUUUUUCUUAGUUUCCCAAUUGAAAAUAUAUGAAAUCUCAACAAUUAAUGUAACUCGGCGAUGGACGCACCUAAAGUUGUUUCUUUUUGGCAGGCGAUUAAUAUACUAGUAAAUAAACCUCAUGUUGUUAAUAAAAGAUUAUGGGGUUGUAAUUUGCUUUCUAAAUAUACAUGCCAAGGUGCAGAUGGGGAAUAUAAAUAUGAAAUUGAAUCAAACGAUUUGUAUUUAAGUAAUACAAACGAAGCACUUGGUUUUAUGGAAGAAUUAUUUCUAAGAACUAAACUCAAACCACUGAAUGAAAACAAUAUUGUAGAAGGGGAGAAUAGAUGUGUAGAAAUAAUCUUAUUGGAAUUAUUGCCAAAAAAUUACACAGACAGCCAUGGUUUCCAAUUAGUUUGUUUGAAAAAGGAUGAACUGAUUGCAACAUUUUAUGAUGUUACACCAAAACACUAUAAUCAAAAUCUAUGCCCAAAUUUUACUUACAGCUUUCAGCUGAUUAAUGAGGACAUAAUAAUGAAAGCAUGUAAUGAUGACAAUGGUAAAUCUCAGCAAUGGUUACAACUUAAGGUAUUGCCGCAAAUCAUUAAAUGGAUGGAUCAAGAUUUAGUUACCAGAUGUAAUAAAUCAGUAAAUAUCAAAGAUUCUUUGGCUCUUGUUCCUAAUGAUAAAUAUUAUAUCACCUAUAACAGUUUAAAGCUAAAAUAUGGGAAGGCAAUGGUUGAGAUUUGGCCAGAAAGCACUGAUCCUACCAAGUUUGUGUUUGAGGAUGUUGCUAUCGCCACUUACUUACUCCUCCUUUGGGACAAUAACCAUGAUAAUGCAUCUAAAAAACCAGUAACUUUUGUUGACAUUGGCUGCGGUAAUGGCUUGCUUGUAUAUAUUUUAACAAAAGAAGGACAUAAAGGAUUGGGAGUAGAUGUACGAAAAAGAAAAAUUUGGGACAUGUAUGACAAUAUACAACUUGAAGAAAAAACUGUCACACCAGAAAAUAUAGAAGAUUUCAAAGCAUUUGACUGGAUAAUAGGAAAUCACUCUGAUGAACUCACACCAUGGAUUCCAGUUAUGGCAUCAAGAUGUUCCUAUGAUUGCAAUUUCUUUUUACUUCCAUGUUGUGCAUAUAAUUUUGAUGGUACAAAGUAUCAAAGACAGAAUUCAUCAAAAAGUCAAUAUAAUGAAUAUUUAGAUUAUAUCUACAAGCUAUGUGAGGAUUGUGGUUUCAAUACUGAAAUAGAUAGACUUAAAAUACCAAGUACAAAAAGGAUUUGUCUUAUUGGUAGGACUAGGAAAUAUGAUGAAGAUCAAUAUGAAGCAUAUAAACAGAUAAUUUCAGAGAUAAUUAAUAUGGGUAAAGCGUUUGAUAGCCCAAACAAUGGCAGUAAUUUUAAAGCUAGAAACCCUAUAGAGAAAGUAAAAAAUUGCACUCAAAUUGAAAAAUCAAUUAUUGAAACUGUUGUUACAAAUAUUACCAAAUUUCUCUUAGAUGGUUGCAAUUUUAAGGAUGAAUGGAACCCAGGUAGGGAAGUACUUAUUGGGGAAGUCGUUGAUCAAAUAUCGGCAGAUACUUUAAAAGCUUUGAAAACAGAAUGUGGAGGAUUACAAACAUUGUUAAAGAAUAACCACCACAUUUUUAAAGUGGUAAAAGGGAAAGUCCAAUUAAGACAUCCAAAAUCUGUUGAAGAUAUUAUGAAAACUAUUAAAAUGCAGAGAAACAAAAGUUCAUCUGUAAGAAUACAAAUAAAACCUUGUUGGUUUUUUAAAAAUCAUCCACAAGGUUGCCCCUUAAGUGACAGUAGUUGCAGUUUUCUACACACAAUCAGUUGACAAAUAUUUCUUUCAUAUUUCUAUAUUAAUUCAACUAAGAAGUAAAAAAGAACAUUUGUUCAAGAUAAUUUAUUCGCUAUGUAAUUACCUAAAGAGAACAAAAAUUGGUCUAAACAACAAUAUUAUCACCAUUUUGUUAAGAAAUAAAAAUGUCAAAUACA
Molecule: messenger RNA, 2042 nt
Organism: Papilio polytes (common Mormon)
Lineage: Eukaryota; Metazoa; Arthropoda; Insecta; Lepidoptera; Papilionidae
Product: probable tRNA (uracil-O(2)-)-methyltransferase
Exons: 4
Coding region: 121-1881 (586 amino acids)
Biological process (GO): tRNA methylation
Molecular function (GO): metal ion binding; tRNA (uridine) methyltransferase activity
Source: RefSeq, a predicted model, not a curated record